This is a messenger RNA of Pseudogymnoascus destructans, 633 nucleotides long. RefSeq lists its product as uncharacterized. Bases 1 to 633 code for a protein of 210 amino acids. Lineage: Eukaryota; Fungi; Ascomycota; Leotiomycetes; Thelebolales; Thelebolaceae. Gene Ontology annotation, molecular function: oxidoreductase activity, acting on single donors with incorporation of molecular oxygen, incorporation of two atoms of oxygen; iron ion binding. The transcript has 5 exons. The record is from RefSeq and is a predicted model, not a curated record.
AUGUUAAUGCCGAUGCAAGCGCUGGGAGCCCCGGAUUUCAAUUGGCUUUAUAUAUGGAAGAAGUUCGGCGACAGAGUUGAUGAUGACUGCCUCUUCGCUGCUUCUUAUAACCUCGAUCUUGAAAUGGCUUGCCCCGCAAUCUGGCCUGCUGUCAGAUGGGCCCCUCACCAUAAAGACCCGGUUCUCCUCCGCCGCGCCCUCGGCGAACAGGCGUUUCACACCAAAAAUGGAGCACGGUCUCUUCAGGCCUGCUCCGGAUCAGCGGCGUCCAUAGAGCUACAGAAACAAGCUGCCCUGCGCCGAGCAGCCACUGCACAGCGCCUGCGCGAGGAACGCGGCCUUACCGGUACGCGCAUGCGCCACCGCCGUGACUUAGUAGACGUCGAGAAAUUAAUGCAAGUCUCCCACGACCGCACCUCCUCCCACGACUUCACCCCCUCCACCCCCCCCCUCCGAAGCGCCACGGGCCCCUACUUCAUCGCGCAAGAGCUCCUCCGCACCAACAUCGCCGAGGACCAACCCGGCGUCCCCAUCUACCUCGACUGGCAGUUCAUCGACGUCUCCACCUGUGGCCCCGCCGACCUAAUCGUCGACACCUGGUCCGCCAACUCCACAAAGAUCUACGUGAAAUAA